UACUUAAUAAACUAAAUCAGACCUGCUGAUUCGGUGCCAUUGGAGUUCCUUUUUCUGGAUUAAAUUUCCCAAAAUUGUCCACUUUAAACAAUCAGAAAUCUAAUUAGAAGAAGGAACAAUUAUGUCUUCAGCUCCAGCCACAGCGCUCCCAGCCCCCAUCAGGCCUUCAUCCUUGAUUAAGGUUGGGCGAUGGUCUCUUCUAGCAUUGGGAAUCAUGUACGGGAUUUCUAGACAGAGUAGCCUGGUCAAGAAGGAGACAAAAUUGCGAGAAAUUGAAGCAAUUGAAGGGCCUGCGAGGGAGGCGAAGAAAGCAGCGGAGAAAGCCAGACUUAACAGAGAGGAACUUCUAUACCUUGCGAAGGAAACCGGCACUCCAAUUCCACCAAACUUUUAGACAUCAUUAGUGUUCAGUCAUCAGUCAUGUAAAAAUUGGACCCAGAAGAUGAAGAAGCAGAGAUGAUUAGUUACUCAAUUUAGGUAGUUCAAGUUACAUAAUUAUAUCCUUAAAACAAAGGUAAUAAAGUGAUUGGUUCAAAACCCCGAAAA
Folsomia candida is the source of this 546-nucleotide messenger RNA. RefSeq names its product ATP synthase subunit e, mitochondrial. NCBI's taxonomy places the organism in Eukaryota, Metazoa, Arthropoda, Collembola, Entomobryomorpha, Isotomidae. The coding region runs from base 122 to 394 and encodes 90 amino acids. Gene Ontology annotation, biological process: proton motive force-driven ATP synthesis. Gene Ontology annotation, molecular function: proton transmembrane transporter activity. The record is from RefSeq and is a predicted model, not a curated record. The transcript is spliced from 3 exons.